CCAGUCUGCAGUCGCCAGUUCAAAUCGGUAGACGUUCAUUCGCAUCGCGUGUUGAAGGACUCCCUGUUUUUCAGUGCCAAAGAACAAAAGACAAAUACAAACAGUGCUAACCUGAGUACAAUACGUACUCGAGCAAAUAUUGCAAAGAAUUUAUAAAACACAGAGAUCUGAUCAAACAAAAGUGCUCUAGUGCUCAAUCCGCAAAAAUAUUCAAGUACAAAUAAUCAAGAUUUAGUGUUUCUCCCAACUGAGGAUCCAAGGAUCGGCGAAUGCAUGUCUUAUAGAAGAUAAGACGCCAAGAGAGGAAGCAAGAAGGAUCCACUGCCAGUUGACCAGCCAAAAUCCACACUCACAGCCAUGGAGCGUUCCCAGUUGACCGCCUGGCUGGCCCUGAUGCUCUGCGUGUUGGCCGCUGCCACGCCCACGCCCGCUCGCCCGCCCACCGACUGCCCGGCGGACUGUGUCUGCAGUUUGUCGCAACACACGCAUAAGCCACUGUACCACCUCAAGUGCAAUGGCACCAAGGGAUUGAGGGUGGCGGAGAAGCCCUUCUACGCGGAGAUUCCCGUGCAUUCGCUCGAUCUCUCCCACCUGAACCUCACCCGUUUGAGCCAUGUUUUGGACAAGCUGCCGGAACUGACCUCCGCUGAUCUGUCCCACAAUCAGCUGACGGAUAUCAGUCACCUUGGCAAGCGUUUGAAGCGACUCAACCUGAAGCACAACCGCCUCACCUCGGACAAGUUGGCCAGGCUGCCGCAGCAUCUGCAAGUGCUCAACCUGCAGCACAACAACAUCACCACUCUGCCACUGGAACUGACCCACAUGCAUCAGUUGCGCCAACUGGAGCUCAGCAACAAUAAGAUCAACUGCUCCUGCAAAACUCUGGAGGUUCGCAACUGGCUGGUGGAGCGAUUGGUGUACAUGGAGCACCCGGUGGUCUGUUCACUUCCCCUGGAGUUCAAGGGUCGCUCCUGGCUGCAGCUGAAGCAGGACGAGAUCUGCAAGAGGGAGCAGCAGCAGUGGCUCGAGGCAGAGGAGAACGAACUGAUGAUGGGCGACCAACCUGCGGUGGCUUCAGGCGAACGCGAGGAGGAGGACAACUGGGAGCUGGGCAAGGACUACCUGCCCAUCGAUCGCAGUGCCACACCGAAGAAGGUGCGCUCCCCCCAGGAACCGCUGCCCGGUGAUGAGGUGGAGGGAUCUGGUGACCUAAGCGAAACCCACAAGGAGCUCAAGUUGCUGGAGGAGGCAAUUCCCGAGCCCGAAGCUGCGGAGUCAGCUGUUCAGGAGCAAAAGGUCCCUGAGAUCGAGGAGCACAUCGUGAAGGACGAGGAUGAAGAGGAUGUCGAGGGUUCCGGCAGCGGUGGUGGUGCGCUCAUCAUUCCCGAUGCCUCCAAAGUAAAGCUCGCCUCGCAGGACGAACUGGAUGGUAAGGAUAACGACAGCGAGGAGCAGGAUGACAAGGAUGAGGACGAUAGCAAGCCCCUUGAGAAUCCGGACACCAGCGUCUUCAGCAACCACAUGGGCAUCUUCGAGGGCAACGAGGAGAAGAAGCCCGUGGAGGAGGAGGUGAUUGUGCCAGUGGUUCACACUCGAUUGGAAACAGCUGUGGAGAAGGAUGUGGUCACCGAUGGUCCUGUUGAUGAGAGCGAGGAAUCCGCGGACAUCCUGACCGCCCAGAUGGGCAAGAAGAAGGACGAGAGCAGUGCCAUUUACUACUUACUUGGAGUAAUUGGUCUCAUUGUGGUGGGCAUGGUGCUCUUUGUGGCCAUCAAGCGUUGCAAGUACGACAGCAAUGCUGCGGCACGAGAUGCCGAAGCCCAGAGGCAAACGGAGCUACUCGAUAUGGACAAGAAGCAGUUGGGCAAGCCGCUGCAGAAGAAUGGCCAUGGCAACGGGCAGGAGCACUCUCCUCUGAUUGGCGAGAAAACCAAACUGGAUGAGGCGCAGAUUGUAAAGAAGCCUUAUGAAAACGGAGAUUCAAAGGAUCCGGCUAACCAGCAGCCGCUUCUCAAUGGCAAUGGCUCGGCAAACGGAGCUGGUAAGGAUGCUCCCGAGGGAGGAGAACCCGCUGCCCACGAGUACUAUCCCAUUAGUCCGCGUUACCCAACUCCCCAAUCUCCGAGGGCUUCCAAGUACGCCCAACACCAACAGCAACCAGCCGCCGAGCAAAACAACAACGAACCGGAUGGAGCUUACCUGCCCUCCUCUCCGAAAUCCGGAAGGUUCCCCGUGUAUUCCCCGGAAACGGGAAGGGUUAAGAUCAAGCUGACGGAGACCCCCAAACCCAAGACUCCCAUGCUCGUGACGCGCAGCAAGUCGAAUGCCGGGGAUAUAAUCACCACUCCUGUUAAGCCUCAAGUCGAACCCGCCACCCACAGCGCCCAGGUGCCCAUCAAUGGCCACUGAUGUGGGGUUACAGCCAGCGAGCUAGCCAUCAACUCUCGACACAGACCGACUUUCCCGACUCGCCCAAUUAAAUAGUGCCUAUUCCAAACCGAUCGAAUAUGAUAAAAGUCCUAUGUUUUGCAACAGAACUUGGUUAACUGCUUUUAUCAAAUUCAGAGAGGAUUCAGAUCGGAGGAAAGGUGACUGGGAUGCAAUCCCUCCUCAGCUUCAUCACCAGCAACCUAUAGCAGAUCGAAAUCUGGAGGAUCUGCAACUGCAACAACAUUAACAACAUAUAACACAAGAAGCCAAGGCGACGAAAACAGCAACUAUUCGAGUUAAGCAACCAAAAUCCCCGUCUUAAGUGUGACCGACAAGUAGUGUUCUAGCCAUAAGUAAAUUAAUUAAUCCUAAGCGUAAAUCUAGUUUAAUACCAAAGUUAAAGAAUAUAUGCAUUAAACAAAAUGGAAACGAUCGUCGAGUGAAAAUAUUGAAAGUAUCGGGGAGAAAAGCGAAAGCGAAAGGAGAGAAACUCUUUGGAAAAAUAUAUGUUUUCAAACUGCAUCUGCAUGUGAUGUACACACCAUACUUACUGUAUAUGUACUUUUAUAACAUACCUAUACACUGUUAACUACUUAAGCUCCAUUCUCUUGUGAAAUUAUAUUGUGUGAAUUCAUUAAAUUCGAGCGAAUUUUGAAAUAUA
This is a messenger RNA of Drosophila ficusphila, 3091 nucleotides long. It is a transcript of the gene wdp, whose product is annotated as protein windpipe. The record is from RefSeq and is a predicted model, not a curated record. NCBI's taxonomy places the organism in Eukaryota, Metazoa, Arthropoda, Insecta, Diptera, Drosophilidae. Gene Ontology annotation, molecular function: protein binding.